Molecule: messenger RNA, 1617 nt
Organism: Effrenium voratum
Lineage: Eukaryota; Dinophyceae; Suessiales; Symbiodiniaceae
Source: the annotation of a GenBank genome assembly
AUGGGAGCAGGCGGUAGAUGCACGCCUCAAAGAGGAGCUCCAAAAGUUGGAGAGGAAAGUGAUCCCUGCCGAUGCUGCUGGCCAGCUGGAAAGAAGAGGCGGGUACCCGCCCGCCGGCGUGGUGGUGCUGAACAAGCUCGCGGAGCAGAAGGUGGAGGCGGCGUUGGCUCCUCUGCGGGGCGAGGACGGGCAUCUGCGCCCGGUGCUGCCGAGGUCUUGGCGCUUCAAGGGAAAGCUCACCUGGGAGCGCGUCAGUGCCAUCUAUGCCGCCCUGGAGGCCUUCAACUUCAAGGGCGAGCAGAUCCGGCUAGCCAUGGGCAAGACCGGGGGCUACGACGCCCGGGCGGCGCUGGAGUGGCUGCUGGUGAACAUCCCCAAGCAGGAGCUGCCGCGGCACUUCGGCGGGGAGAGUUUGGGGGACGACCCCCAGCAGGCGCUGGCGGAGCUGGAGGCGGAGGAAGGCUUCGUGCCGCCGGACCAGGUGGAGGCGCCCUUCGGCGCCGCGGCCCUGCAGCCGGACCCGGCGGAGGAGAGGCAGCAGCUGCCGAAGAAGCCAAGGCAAAAGCUAGCGAGCCGGAGAAGGAGAAGAAGGAGCCGCCGAAGGAGGAGAAGGCGCCGAAGGAGGACAAGGAGCGGCCGGCCUGCGACAAGGAGGCUGGCAAGGACUUCGCGCGGCGGUGGCUGGAGCAAUACCAGGAUGCGGAGGAGGAGGACGCGCUGCUGAGCCCCGAGGAGUUGCUGCACCUGGAGCGGAAGAAGGAUCCCACCGCCAGGUACAUCAAGGUCUUCCUCCAGUACGAGGACGCUGGCAAGGUCUUGAAGGCGUUGAAGGAAAAGAAGCGCCGUGGCGCUUUCAAGCAGAACAUCAGCGCAGAUCAGCAGAAGCAGCGGGAGGCCGCGAACAAGCUGCUGAACUGCAAGUCGGAGCUGGAGCUGCUGGAGUCGGGGAAGUAUGGGCCCUUGGACCAGGAGCGGAUCGCCCAGGCGAAGCCGAAGAAAGCCCCGAAGGAGGAGAAGGAGAACGGCAAGGAGCAGGAGAAGGAAGUUGAUGAGGAGAAAGACGAGAAGAAGGACGCCGACGAGGAGGACCCCGAGAUGCCCUCGCUCUUCGAGAACGGCGAUGAGGCUUCGCCGUCCGAAGCUGAGCCGAAGCCGCAGAUCCGGGCCUUUGGCCUGGGGAGUUGGACCGGGCGCACGCCCAAAGAGGCGAUGGAGGACUUUGUGAAGAAGAAGUUCUGGGGGAAGCACCAGGGGCCUCUGGGCCGGUACACCAAGAUCCAGGUCCCAGCAGGAGGCGGGCACCGCGCCCGCGUCACCGUGCAGCUCCCGCGGAACCGGCGGCGCCGCUUUGAUCCGGAGGAGCCCUGCGAGACUGCCAAGGAGGCGGAGCACCUGGCGGCCACGCUGGCGCUGAUGAAGCUCUCCGAGGAGGCGGACAAGCCGGGCCUGCAGCGGGGCCUGCCGCCGGCCUACCGGCAGCAGUGGCAGGAGUGGGAGCAGCAGGUCGCAGCGGAGCAGCAGGAGAGCGCAGGAAGACGCUGGUCAAGGACAAGAUCCUCUUCCUGGAGCGAUUGCUGCGCACGAAGCCGGCAACUCUGCAGGCGAAUCUGGGGCUAG